GCUCUCCGGCUCUUUGGCUUUAGGCUGUGGAUCCCGCCAGGACCGCCCUCCGCACAUCGCACCGGGACCCCCGUCGCCCCCGCGCCCUCUGCCCUCCAGCCCGGGCCGCAGACCCUCAUCGCCAUCUCUGGUCUACAGCAGCUUCUAAGACAAGAUGCCGUCGGGCUUCCAACAGAUCGGCUCAGAAGAUGGGGAACCCCCUCAGCAGCGAGUCACAGGGACCCUGGUCCUUGCUGUAUUUUCUGCAGUGCUUGGCUCCCUGCAGUUUGGCUACAACAUUGGGGUUAUCAAUGCCCCACAGAAGGUGAUUGAACAGAGCUACAACGAGACGUGGCUGGGGAGGCAGGGGCCUGAGGGACCUGGCUCCAUCCCACCCAGUACCCUCACCACCCUCUGGGCUCUCUCCGUGGCCAUCUUUUCUGUGGGCGGCAUGAUCUCCUCCUUCCUCAUUGGCAUCAUCUCUCAGUGGCUGGGAAGGAAGAGGGCUAUGAUGGUCAACAACAUCCUGGCAGUGCUGGGGGGCACCCUUAUGGGCUUGGCCAAUGCCGCUUCUUCCUAUGAGAUGCUCAUUCUUGGACGGUUCCUCAUUGGCGCCUACUCAGGGCUGACAUCGGGGCUGGUGCCCAUGUACGUGGGGGAGAUCGCCCCCACUCAUCUGCGGGGUGCCUUGGGGACACUCAACCAACUGGCCAUCGUCAUAGGCAUUCUGAUUGCCCAGGUGCUGGGCUUGGAGUCCCUGCUGGGCACUGCCACCCUAUGGCCACUACUCCUGGGCAUCACAGUGCUGCCUGCCCUCUUGCAGCUGAUCCUGUUGCCCUUCUGUCCAGAAAGCCCCCGCUACCUCUACAUUAUCCGAAACCUGGAGGGACCUGCCAGAAAAAGUCUGAAGCGCCUGACAGGCUGGGCUGAUGUGUCUGGAGCACUAGCUGAGCUGAAGGAGGAGAAGCGCAAGCUGGAGCGUGAGCGUCCCCUGUCCCUUCUCCAACUGCUGGGCAGCCGUACCCAUCGACAGCCCCUAAUCAUUGCAAUCGUGCUGCAGCUGAGUCAGCAGCUCUCAGGCAUCAAUGCCGUUUUCUAUUAUUCAACCAGCAUCUUUGAGACAGCGGGAGUAGGGCAGCCAGCCUAUGCUACCAUAGGAGCUGGUGUGGUCAACACAGUCUUCACCUUGGCCUCGGUGUUCUUGGUAGAACGGGCCGGGCGCCGGACUCUUCAUCUGCUAGGCUUGGCAGGAAUGUGUGGCUGUGCCAUCUUGAUGACGGUGGCUCUGCUUCUGCUGGAGCGGGUUCCAGCCAUGAGCUACGUCUCCAUUGUGGCCAUCUUUGGCUUUGUGGCAUUCUUUGAGAUUGGUCCAGGCCCCAUUCCCUGGUUCAUCGUGGCGGAGCUUUUCAGCCAGGGCCCCCGUCCGGCAGCCAUGGCUCUGGCUGGUUUCUCCAACUGGACGUGCAACUUCAUCAUUGGCAUGGGUUUCCAGUAUGUUGCGGAUGCUAUGGGUCCCUACGUCUUCCUUCUUUUUGCGGUCCUCCUGCUUGGCUUCUUCAUCUUCACCUUCUUAAAAGUACCUGAGACCCGAGGCCGGACAUUUGACCAGAUCUCAGCAGCCUUCCGUCGGACACCCUCUCUUUUAGAGCAGGAGGUGAAACCCAGCACGGAACUUGAGUACUUAGGGCCAGACGAGAAUGACUGAGGGGCCAGACCUGGGUGGGAGACCACAUUCUCUACCUCCCAAAGACCCCUCCUUUCCUCUGCAGCACUUUAACCUUCUCUUCCCCAUUAUUUCCAGGCUAGAGAAAAUACCUACUGCCUGAUAGAAUUGGGAAGUUGAAGGGAAGGGUGGUCUGAGCACCCCCUCAUUCCCCGUGUGUGACUCUUGGAUUAUUUAUGUGUUGUGGCCAUAAGGGUGGGCCAUUCUCCCCUCUCCUGUCUUUCUUCCAUAGUCUACCCCUACUCGCCUCAGUUCCAGAAUGCUCCCCAACUCCCAUCCAAACUAGGAGAGGUUUAGACUGACUUUUUAGUGGGCUGAAAUGAAGCCAAAAGCAGGACAGAAGUCGUUUCCUGCCACCUUGGACUCCUCUCACUAUCUGGCAAUUUCACUAAAUUCUUGCUACACAGACUCUGGGUGAAGGGGGCUCUGUCUUGACCCCUCCAGGGCAAAGGACAUGCCCUCCUAAGCACUAACCUCUCCUCUCUCUGGACCUUCCAGGGCAAGGGGAAACACAUGCCCGUAUGUGAUGAGGGAAAGAGAAGGCUACCACUUCUAGACUUAGGGCUAUGAGCCCGACCCCAACUGCUUCCCAAGGCUACUGAGGGGUCCCUAGCUCUUUCUGCUCCCUCUCCCAUUCUGAAAGGGUAUUAUAUCCACAGGAUUUUGCCCAGCUAAGGGAAAGAGGGAAAAUUGCCUGUAAACACUGGGGUGGAAGAAGCUGUCAGGUAUUUUUGUAUAUGUUUGAAAAGAGACAGGAAG
Messenger RNA from Condylura cristata (star-nosed mole), 2461 nucleotides. RefSeq names its product solute carrier family 2 (facilitated glucose transporter), member 4 (gene SLC2A4). Lineage: Eukaryota; Metazoa; Chordata; Mammalia; Eulipotyphla; Talpidae. Gene Ontology annotation, biological process: D-glucose transmembrane transport; cellular response to insulin stimulus. The transcript has 11 exons. The record is from RefSeq and is a predicted model, not a curated record. Bases 155 to 1684 code for a protein of 509 amino acids. Gene Ontology annotation, cellular component: membrane.